AUGUCCGCUGCGCCUGCUCUCUUCCGUUGCCUCCCACGCGCCGCGGCGCUGCCAUUGGCAUCGUCGAGCUCAUUGCACCCCGCACGCUCGUUCUAUAGGGCACUCUCCACCCUCCCCACGCGCGCAGAGCAUGUCACUACCACCAUCCGCGCCGCUCCCUCCCUCCCCCUGGCCGCCCUCAACCCCUCCCUUGUGUCGUCCGCUUCGUCGUCUUCCACCACCCCAACCGCGUCCUCGUCGACCUCUGUCACUGGCGAGAAGAAGCCCGCACCCCGCAGGCGUGAGAUCAAGUCGAAGAAGGCGGCAUUGACGAUGACUCCCGAAGCCGUCACCCGCCUGCGCGCCCUGUCCUCAAACCCCACCGAGCCCAAGCUUCUCCGUAUCGGAGUCAAGACUCGCGGAUGCGCCGGCAUGGCUUACCACCUCGACUACGUCAACCCUCCCGGGGGCAAGUUUGACGAGGUGGUGGAGCAGGACGGUGUCAGGGUGCUCAUCGACUCGAAGGCGUUGUUCUCCAUCAUCGGUUCCGUCAUGGACUGGCGCGAUAACCGUUUGUCCGCAGGAUUCGUGUUUGAGAACCCCAACAUUGUCGACACUUGUGGUUGUGGCGAGAGCUUCAACAUUCGUUUCUAG
Messenger RNA from Apiotrichum porosum, 633 nucleotides. It is a transcript of the gene ISA1, whose product is annotated as Iron-sulfur assembly protein 1. Gene Ontology annotation, biological process: iron-sulfur cluster assembly. Gene Ontology annotation, cellular component: mitochondrion; cytoplasm. The record is from RefSeq and is a predicted model, not a curated record. The transcript has 3 exons. The coding region runs from base 1 to 633 and encodes 210 amino acids. Lineage: Eukaryota; Fungi; Basidiomycota; Tremellomycetes; Trichosporonales; Trichosporonaceae. Gene Ontology annotation, molecular function: 2 iron, 2 sulfur cluster binding.